AUGCUCGUCUCAGUCAGUGCCUUGUCAUUCGCAUGGCUGGCGGCAGCUGUUCAAGGCGCCGUUUGUGCAGCACCAGCCAAGGCCUCAAUUGUGCGCCCCAACAUCAAGGCUUGGCCACUCAAUCCCGGCAAUCUUCACUUGAACUCCCCCGCUCGUUCAGCCGACAAAGUUUGCUAUGUCAAGCCCAGUUGCGUUGGCAAGGACGACGCCGCCGCCAUCCUCAAGGCUUUCCAGCAGUGCAACAAUGGAGGAACGGUCGUUUUGGACCGCAACUACACCAUCGCAUCACCACUAGACUUGACGUUCCUGAAUGCCAUUGAUGUUGCUAUCACAGGCACCAUCAAUUUCAGUGACAACAUGACGAGCUGGGCGGAUCACAUGUCCAAAUACGCCUACCAGGAUCCCUUGCAUGUGGCGCUUCGGCGCUCCAACAUCGUUGUGAGCGACCUCGAUCUGAGGGUCAAGAGCGUUAGCAAGAACAUCGCUAAGAACACUGAUGGCUGGGAUACCUACCGUUCAGAUUCCAUCGUGAUUCAGAACUCGGUCAUUAACAACGGUGAUGAUUGCGUUUCAUUCAAGCCCAACAGCACCAACAUUGUGGUUCAAGGCCUCCAGUGCAACGGCUCUCACGGAAUUUCCGUUGGUUCUCUGGGCCAGUACAUUGACGAAUUUGACAUCGUGGAGAACGUCUAUGUUUACAACAUUUCGAUGGCCAACGCCUCAGAUGGAGCCCGUAUCAAGGUCUGGCCGGGGAUGUACACGCCUUUCCAGCCCACUUUGUCAGGUGGUGGCGGCUCAGGCUACGUCAAGAAUAUUACCUAUGACGGCCUCUUCAACACCAAUAACGACUGGGCAAUUGAACUCACCCAAUGCUAUGGCCAGAAGAACCUGACCCUCUGCAAUCAAUAUCCCUCGAACAUGAUCAUCCAAGACGUUGUCUUCAAGAACAUGUGGGGCACGACAUCCAAGUCCCAUGACCCUAAUGUCGGCACGCUUGUCUGCAGCGCACCAGGGCUCUGCAAAAACAUCCGAGCCCAAAAUAUUACCGUCACACCCCCGAGCGGUAAACCGGCCAAAUUCAUUUGCACCAACCUAGACAACUCACUGCUUGACAUCACCUGCAGCUAA
Messenger RNA from Verticillium alfalfae VaMs.102, 1128 nucleotides. RefSeq names its product polygalacturonase. Gene Ontology annotation, biological process: carbohydrate metabolic process. Lineage: Eukaryota; Fungi; Ascomycota; Sordariomycetes; Glomerellales; Plectosphaerellaceae. The record is from RefSeq and is a predicted model, not a curated record. Gene Ontology annotation, molecular function: polygalacturonase activity. The transcript has 5 exons. The coding region runs from base 1 to 1128 and encodes 375 amino acids.